Varanus komodoensis (Komodo dragon) is the source of this 3310-nucleotide messenger RNA. It is a transcript of the gene KL, whose product is annotated as klotho. Gene Ontology annotation, molecular function: hydrolase activity, hydrolyzing O-glycosyl compounds. NCBI's taxonomy places the organism in Eukaryota, Metazoa, Chordata, Lepidosauria, Squamata, Varanidae. The record is from RefSeq and is a predicted model, not a curated record. Gene Ontology annotation, biological process: carbohydrate metabolic process. Bases 1 to 3060 code for a protein of 1019 amino acids. The transcript has 5 exons.
AUGCCUCCCGUCGCGGCACCGCGACUGCCUCUUCUUUUCGCCCUGGCGCUCUCCUGCCGCCCGCUCAGCGGGGAGCCGGGCCAGGGAGCGGCCACCUGGUCCCGCUUCGCCAGCCUGCCCUUCCCGGAGGACGACCACUUCCUCUACGACACCUUCCCCGAGGGCUUCUCGUGGGGGGCGGGCAGCGCGGCGUACCAGGUGGAGGGCGCCUGGAGCCAGGACGGCAAGGGCCCCUCGGUGUGGGACGCCUUCACGCACCGCCGCCGCGGCGCAGCGCCUCUCCAGCGCCUCUCCGCCGCCGCGCCGCCGUCCGGGGACGUGGCCAGCGACAGCUACCGCAACGCCGGGCGCGACCUGGAAGCGCUGGGCCGCCUGGGGGUCUCCCACUACCGCUUCUCGCUGGCCUGGCCGCGCCUCCUCCCGAACGGCACGCUGCCCGCCAGCCCCGCCGGGCUGCUCUAUUACUCGCGCCUGCUCUCCGGCCUGCGGCAGCGCGGCGUGGAGCCCGUGGUCACGCUCUUCCACUGGGACCUGCCCCAGCGCCUGCAGGACGCCUACGGCGGCUGGCAGAACCCGGCGCUCGUCGACCUGUUCCGGGACUACGCCGAGCUCUGCUUCACGCACUUCGGCGACCGCGUGCGCUACUGGCUCACCAUCGACAGCCCGUACCUCGUGGCGUGGCACGGCUACGCCACGGGCAAGCUGGCCCCCGGCCUGCGGAGCGGGCGGGAAGCGGGCUACCGGGCGGCGCACCACCUCCUCAAGGCCCAUGCCAAAGUGUGGCAUCUUUACAAUGAUCAUUUCCGUCCCAUUCAAGGAGGCAAAGUGUCAAUUGCCUUAAGUUCUCACUGGAUAAGACCUCUACGCAUGACUGAAAGUGAUAUAAAGGAAUGUCAGAAAUCUCUUGAUUUUGUCUUGGGCUGGUUUGCUAAGCCUAUAUUUAUUGAUGGAGACUACCCUCAAAGCAUGAAGACCUACCUUUCUGCAGGACUGCCAGAAUUCACUGAAGCAGAAAAGAAGUUUAUCAAGGGGACAGCUGAUUUCUUUGCUCUUUCCUUUGGAGCCACACUAAGUUUCCAUCUGGUGGAUUCUGACAUGAUAUUUCAGCAGCAAGAAUCACUAAGCUUAAGACCACUCCUUUACUGGAUAAAUAGUGAAUAUAACAAACCAGAGAUUUUCAUUGUGGAGAACAGCUGGUUUGUUUCUGGUAGCACAAAGUUGGAUGACUUCAAGUACAUGAACUAUCUGAAAGAUUUCAUUAUGGACACUUUAAAAGCUAUUAGAUAUGAUGGUGUUACUGUCAUUGGCUACACAGCUUGGUCUCUCAUGGACGGCUUUGAGUGGCUCAGAGGCUACAAUGUUCGACGGGGACUGUUCUAUGUUGACUUUCAAAGCCAGGCUAAAAAGUUGAUGUUGAAAUCUUCAGGAGUGUUCUACCAAAAACUCAUACAGGACAAUGGCUUCCCUCCGGUCCCAGAAAAUCAGCCCAUAGAAGGAUAUUUUCCUUGUGAUUUUGCUUGGGGGAUUACUGAAAAUUUUCUUCAGGUAGAUACUACUCGAUCCCAGUUCCUUGACCCUAAUGUUUACAUCUGGGAUAUCCAUCAAACCAAGAAGCUCAUUAAAAUUGAUGGUGGCAGUGUCCCAAGCCACAGGCCGAACUGUGUCGAUUUUGCUGCUAUUCGGCUUCAGAUUUCCUUACUUCAGGAAAUGCACGUUACGCACUUUCAUUUUUCACUGAUGUGGGCUUCAAUUCUCCCUCUAGGUAAUGAGAGUUAUGUUAACCACACACUCUUAUCUUACUACCAGUGUUUUGUCAGUGAAUUAAUCCUUGUGAAUAUAACCCCUGUCAUUGCAUUAUGGCAACCUGUGCCUGAAAAUCAAGGACUUCCUCUUCCUCUAGCCAAAAAUGGAGGAUGGGAGAACCGAAAGAUUGUGGAGGCCUUUGUUGAGUAUGCUAGGUUUUGCUUUAAAAAACUUGGCCAGCAUGUCAAAUUUUGGAUCACAAUGAAUGAACCCAUUGUGAAGAACCUGACAUUUAAAGCAGCCCAUAAUCUGCUGAAGGCCCAUGCUAAAGCAUGGCAUCUGUAUGAUAAAAAAUUCAGGAAGACUCAGAAGGGUAAAAUAUCUAUUGCCUUCAGUGCCAACUGGUUUGAGCCAGCCUGCCCCUCUUCAAAAAAGGAUGCCAGUGCAGCCAAGAGGGUUCUGGAAUUUGACAUUGGCUGGCUUGCUGAUCCCAUCUUUGGAACUGGAGACUAUCCGGAGGCGAUGCGGCAGUGGCUUCAUCAAAAAAACAGCCAAGGGGCUCCUGAUUUUCACUUACCUUAUUUCUCGGAGGAAGAAAAAAAUCUAAUCUACGGUUCUUUUGACUUCUUUGCCUUGAGUCACUAUGCAACAUUUCUUGUGGACUCUGAAAAUGAAACCCCCACAAAAUAUGAUUAUCACCUUGAAGUCCAAAUGCUAAAUGAUAUCACUUGGGUGAAAUCAGCGAACAAAAACCCAGUGGUGCCCUGGGGGUUACGCAAGCUGCUCAACUGGAUUAAGAAUAAAUAUGGCAAUAUCCCCAUUUAUAUCAUAGCCAGUGGAAUUGACGAUGAUCAGGAUGUGGCUCAAGACAAGCUAAGAAUCUAUUACAUAGAGAAUUAUAUCAAUGAAGCCUUAAAAGCCUACACACUGGAUAAUGUUAACCUCCGAGGCUAUUUCAUCUAUUCUUUCAGUGAUAGGGGUGAUUCACGAUCGUACGGCCUCUAUCGUUACGUGAUCAACCAGUAUGAGCCAAAGCCUUCCCUGAUGCAUUAUAGACAGAUAAUUGACAACAACACCUUCCGUGGCCUGGAAACUGCUUCCCCGCAUUGCCCAACAGAGCUUACCCUCUGCCCAGAAUGUGACUUUUUCCAACCCAGAAUAUCUUUACUGGCAUUUAUAGCAUUUAUCUUGUUUGCUUUCAUCGUUACUGUGAUUUUGAUCACUCAUUACUCCAAGAAGAUUGAUAGAAGGCAUAAACACGGCUUUCCUCUUGCUUGUUGCCCUUCACCUGCACUAGCUGUGGGAGCUUGGAAGUAAUUAUGCACCAUGCUGUGAUUACUGUUGCACUAUGAAAGUAUUUAUGCUGACUGAUACUGUGGUGCAUUAAAAAAGAAAAUGGACUGUGUCCAUGGAGUUUGUGUGACUAUUUUUGGUAUGUGCACUUUGGUUUGCAGGCUGCCUUGAGUAGCUGGUGGUAUUAGCACCCCUCCAAUAAUCUGCAGUAGCUGUUAUCAAUUGUGUUGCAGUACUUAGAUCAGAGUAUAUGAAUAACAUUUCCUUUCCUGUU